This is a messenger RNA of Rhinocladiella mackenziei CBS 650.93, 621 nucleotides long. RefSeq lists its product as uncharacterized. Bases 1 to 621 code for a protein of 206 amino acids. The transcript has a single exon. The record is from RefSeq and is a predicted model, not a curated record. Lineage: Eukaryota; Fungi; Ascomycota; Eurotiomycetes; Chaetothyriales; Herpotrichiellaceae.
AUGGCAGGCCUCCUUGAAUUUGGUUCCAACUUUCUCUUCGGAGGAGGAGGAGAGGACACCAGCCAACCCGUCACCGCCAACAACACCACCACCACCGCAACUUCUCAAUCUCAAUCCCAAUCUCAAUCUCAAAGUGAAGGUGGCAAUUCCACGAGUGACGCCAAAGGUGGAGCAGGUGGUAAUUCCAAGAGUGACGCCGAAGGUGGAAAAGGCGGAAGAGGGGGCGAUACUACUAUUGGUGACAUCUCUGGGGGAGAUGGUGGUGCUGGAGGACAAGGUGGCGAGGGAGGUCAUUCCAAUUCAGAGGUCGGUCCCAUUACCAACAACAACGACAACUCCGAUUCGAGUCAGACGGUUAUCAACUGCGGUAUGCCAUACAGCAUGCCUCAGAGCAUGUAUGGACAAAAUAUGUACGGCAACGAACACGGAGAAAUGCAAAGCUAUGGCAUGUACCCAAGUGAAGGUGAAAUGCAAAGCCAGGGCAUGUACCCAAGCGAAGGUUAUGGCGAACCAUAUGGGGGUGAACAAGGCUACGAGGGCGAGGACGGAAUGGAAACGGGAUAUGGCCAGCAGUAUCCUGAGGCAGGUUACGAAUACCCAGUGGGGGCCGUGGCGUACUAA